AUGGCCGGCAAAGGACUGCUCUCGAACAUCGGCAUCUGGGUGGCCAUCACUUUGGCCACGUGGGGGAUCUCAUGGCUGGUGGCCGCACCCGUUAGUUGCCAUGAAGUGCCUUCAUGUGCCAAGCACCUGCAGACUUACCCUGGCUACUACCACGUGAUCUCGGCUGCAGCAUUGGUGGCCAUGCUGGGCCAUGAGGUGCUGAGCCUCAUCGCUACCUACAUGGGAGCUCAAGAGACGCAAGCCCUGGUGCCCCAUCUGCAGAGCCGCUUCUUGCCCACUCUGCUGCUGGCCGUGAUGUUCGGCGUGCUCGCGACCGCCGAGCGCCUCUUCUCCCGUGCAGAGUGGACCAUCGCGCACGUCAUGCCCAGUGCCGACGGCCUCACAGCUCCUGGCCGCCCAGUGUACACGAUGCAGUACAUGGAGUGGGGGAUCAACGUCCCGAUCAUGCUGAUCCUGUCAGGAUACUGCACGCUCGGGCGCCCUUUACGUGAGGUGUCUCGACCGCUGAUCGUCACCAACGUCUACGUCAUCUUAUGUUGGGUGGCCACUGCGACUGAGAGUGCCUUCCUGAAGUGGUUUCUGAUCGGAGUGUCCUUUGCCAUGUACGCCUGGGCCUCUUACGACAUGCUGAACUGGUGCUCGGCCUACGAGAGAACUGCGCCGAUGGAUCUUCCUAGCCGCAGCCUUCGGCCCUUCCUUUCUUCUGGCCUGGUGGCGCACUUGCUCCUGUACGGUGUGGUGUACAUGGCAUCUGUGGUCGGCAUCAUGGAUGCACACACGGAGCGCAAGUCCUUCUUUGCCUUGACCUUCGGAGCCAAGCUCGCCUACAGCGCGGCCUUCGUGUUCAUCCGAGCAGACGAGUACCACAAGACCCUGACCGACGUGCUACGCAAGGUGAGUGUCUCCAAUGUUGGUAUGAUCUCUAUCUUGAGGGGCAGCUUUGACAUCAUUCUUCCGUGCGUGCUGGAUGCUGCCGGCCGCUGCAAGCUUCCCGACAAGUAUUCGGGCGACAUGACAAAGUUGGAGAAGAUCCUCGGCUAUGGCGUGUCGGGUGCAAACCUGAAGGACCUGCUUGCCGGCGACGAGCAGAAGAAAGACUUCUCAGCUUACGUGCGGAACGUGCUGCGCCAGGCGGACUGCCCGCAAGCUUUCAACUCGGCCACCCUCUCAACACAGGGUGCCUGGAGCUGUGACUCUGGAGCAAUGCCUCCUAUCGCCCAAGUGCUGCACAGCAAGAUCCAGCAGAAAUCUCAGCAGAAGCUGAACACCACGCUCCACCUGUCCGUCGUGCCGCGCUCGGCGCUCAGCUUGGGCAAGGAGCGUCAGCUGGUCGCUGCCUUCCAGAUCGCCACCGAAGGCCCGAACGAUCAGGAGGAGCCCGCGGCAGCAGCUGUGACAAACUUCGAGACGUUCAAGGCAGGACAAAGCUCCUUGGGCGGAUCCACUGCCAAUCCCACAAGUGAGGGCUCUUCGCACGGCAUUGUCGCCAACCUCGCGGACCUCACCAAGCUCGGGGCAUCGGGCAUGCUUGGCACCCCGGAGUUCACUGACGAGGCCAGCGAGUACUGGGGCCACACCGCUUCUGACGAGUCCAGCCAGAAAGACUUCGCAGGGGACAGGAUGUGA
This is a messenger RNA of Symbiodinium natans, 1626 nucleotides long. The record is from the annotation of a GenBank genome assembly. Lineage: Eukaryota; Dinophyceae; Suessiales; Symbiodiniaceae.